Messenger RNA from Podarcis muralis (Common wall lizard), 2688 nucleotides. It is a transcript of the gene NMNAT3, whose product is annotated as nicotinamide nucleotide adenylyltransferase 3. Gene Ontology annotation, molecular function: nicotinate-nucleotide adenylyltransferase activity; nicotinamide-nucleotide adenylyltransferase activity. The record is from RefSeq and is a predicted model, not a curated record. NCBI's taxonomy places the organism in Eukaryota, Metazoa, Chordata, Lepidosauria, Squamata, Lacertidae. Gene Ontology annotation, cellular component: mitochondrion. Gene Ontology annotation, biological process: NAD+ biosynthetic process.
CACGCGCGGUCUCGUGUGUUCCCCCCCCCCAGGCUCGUUAUUGAGGCGGCGCGCGCAGCCCUUUCUGGUUGCGACCGUCUCGUGCCAGGCUGGCGGCAGCGGUUGUAGCUGCAGGAAGGUCUCAUUCUGUCCUCCGUAUACGAAACUUAAGGGGGGGGGACGUGCUCAUGAGCAUGUGCAGAAUACAGCCACUAAUUUUAUUGUAGGAUUCCCGUCCCCCUUUGCUAGCUGGCCAGGAACAGCCAAGAAGUACAGUAACUGGUUUGCUGCUGCUGCUGCUGGCCCGUGAACACAGAAAGGUUUCCUAUGCAGAACUGCAAAGAUUAUACAGAGAAGUCACACAAUUGAAAACACUGUCUUGAGGCCUUAGGGCCGAGCUGACAUUGUGAGACAAGGGUGACCACAUUUCAUGAGUUAGCUUCUGUUUUCAAAACAAAACGGGGUGUGUUGCUGCAGAGAUUGCUUGCCUCCAUGAAGCAUCUGACACCCCUCACCCUUCUUGCCUGUGGCUCUUUUAACCCCAUAACAAACAUGCAUAUGCGUCUAUUUGAACUAGCAAGAGAUCACCUUCAUCAAACAGGAAAGUACCGAGUGAUUGGAGGUAUAAUUUCACCAGUUAAUGAUGACUAUGGAAAGCAAGGUUUGGCAGCAGCAAAGCAUCGUGUAGCCAUGGCUCAACUUGCACUGGAGACCUCCGACUGGAUCAGAGUAGACCCUUGGGAGAGUGAGCAAAGGCAAUGGAGUGAGACUGUAGUGGUUCUCAGGCACCAUUACAAAGAACUGCUUAAAUCACACCAUAUCAAGGAACUGCCUGGAGAAAACAAUUGGCCCAUAGAAAAGGCUGCCGGAGCAUCGUUUGCUUCAUCACUCACAGUUGUCCCUGAGUUAAAACUUCUGUGUGGAGCUGAUGUUCUGAAGACGUUUCAAACACCUAACCUCUGGAAGGAAGAACACAUUUUAGAAAUAGUGGGAAAAUUUGGGUUGGUUUGUAUUAGCCGCGUUGGCAACAGUCCUUCUCAGUUUAUCUCUCAGUCAGCACUUUUAAGCAGGUACCAGCACAAUAUCCACUUGGUUAGGGAGUGGAUUCACAAUGAAAUCAGUGCCACAAACAUAAGGCACGCCUUGCGCAAAGGGCAAAGUGUGAAAUACCUCGUUCCAGAUUCUGUUAUUUCCUAUAUUAAACAACACAAUAUAUACACGGAGGAGACUGAACGAAGAAAUGAAGGGGAUUUGCUGCAGCCUCUUAAGCGAUAUUGUUCUGUCGUCAGCCCUCUUAAUGACUGAUGGUAAUAUGGGGCUUGUCCUCACUUCCACUUAUCCUGUGCCUAGAAAUCAUGGGUCUGAGUGGGUUUCCACUUUUCCUAUGAUUACUAGGCAUGGGUCCGAAUAGUAUUACCUUUGCCCCACCUCUUUCCCUCAAAAAAGCCGCUGUCAGACCAAAUCAGGGCAAAUGCCAAUUCAGAGAAAACCUGACUGACUUUUGCUCCAGUUCAGCUGUAAGCAGUGGGUUUUCCUGGGGGAAAGCAGCAGAGCAGGUAGAUGUGUGGUUGAGCCCUAAGUUACCUGCUUCUCAGAGUGACAAUCCUAAACAAUAUGCCUAUAAAGGAAAGUAAGCUUGGUUGUGAUAAUAUGAGAGUAAUCCAUUUUAUGGAAAAAUCCGUCUGCGCCAGUCAAAAGCUGUGGUGAAGAACUGGUGAAUGAGCCUAUCUCUGUUCACAAAGGGACUUCCCCACUGACCUUCAGCGUUGGAGACAGUUUUGCACACUUUCCUCUUGUUGAAAUGAAUAAAGAAAAGAGUCCUCGUUCCACCUGAUGUUCCUUGCAAGCACUGGAGUCUAUUUAUAGGCACUGGAAAUCUAAAACAAGGACUGCCUGCUGCAUUUGGUUUCUGCCUUGCCAUCUGUUAUGCGAAGAAGUUUAUCAUUUUAAGUAUCACUAUUGACAGUGAAUCAAAACAAGCUCCCAUAUCACGCGAUCCUAAACAAUUCACUUGUAAGUCAGCCCCAUUGAUUUCCGUAAGAUUUACUUCCAACGUUGUGUGGUGUGGGAUUGUGAUGUUACAAUCUUCUUUUGUUUCUUGGUAGCUCAGCCAAUAAAGCAUGAAACUCUUAAUUAAACUCAGGGUUGUGGGUUUGAACCCCAUGUUGGGCAGAAGAUUCCUGUGUUGCAGGGCAUUGGACUCAGUGACCCUUGUGGUCCUUUCUAACUCGACAAUCCUAUAAUUCUAUGUCUGGACUUUGUUUGAGGUUUUUCGUUUCUUUCAUUUCUUUUUGGAUGUUGUGAACUAUUUUUGUAAGCCUUUCACCACAUCGCAAUGCCACAAUGCUUUCAGUGUCUUUACUGCAAAAUUGUCAAGCCGUUGCCUGCAGUCCCACUUACCAGCACUGGAUUUGCAAGGACGCCUUCCUCCACCCUCACUUCAUAAAUGGACUUAUAAUAUUUCUUGUAAAUUGCAUUUUAGCACUGCAGCAUUUGUAUUUCUAAAGACGCAAAGAGAGAAAACGUAUAUUUUUCUGUAGCUGACAUCUUUACAUCUGUAUGGGUGUUUCACAAGCUCUUCUAAUAAAUUCAGGGGGUGGGAGCUAUAUAAGGUCUUUUAACUCUGCCGUUGUGCUGAAAAAGGUUCCCAGAGUGGCUUACAAAGUUCAGAAAUAACUUGCAAUCCAAUAAACAAAGACCAGGUGUGAA